This is a messenger RNA of Quercus lobata, 468 nucleotides long. RefSeq lists its product as uncharacterized. The record is from RefSeq and is a predicted model, not a curated record. Lineage: Eukaryota; Viridiplantae; Streptophyta; Magnoliopsida; Fagales; Fagaceae. The transcript has a single exon. The coding region runs from base 1 to 468 and encodes 155 amino acids.
AUGGCAUCUCCUGAAGCAAGCAACCAUUCUGAUCCUUCUAAUAAUCAGUCUGCACAACCAGGCUCGAAUUCUAACAUUGAGUCUAUCCCUUCCAAUCCUUUCUUCCUCAGUUCUAGCGAGAAUCCAGGCAACAUUUUGGUUACUCAACCACUGCUUGGAAUGCAGAACCAUCAUUCUUGGUCUAGAGUAAUGGUUUUAGCUCUCACUGCCAAGAAAAAGAUCGGAUUUGUGAAUGGCAAAAUUUCAAUGCCAGAUCUUGAUUCACCUUUGUAUGAGGAUUGGCAAAAUUGCAACACCAUGGUUCUGUCUUGGUUGAUCAACUCAAUGCACAUAGAUGUCUCCAGCAGCAUUAUGUACUGCAAAACAGCGAGAGAGAUGUUGAUUGAAUUGAAGAACCUUUUCUCUCAGGGCAAUGGUCCCAAGAUCUACAAUCUGCAGAGGGAGAUCUCUUAUAUCUCUCAAAAUUAG